AUGUUCGCUGCCAUCCGACAAUUGAAAGAUGAAGCUGGAAUGGUAACAGAUAUUGACCGUCGCAAAUGCUCUCGACGAGUUCCCAUGAAGGCCCUAGUUCUUGGGAUGCCGCGUACAGGCUCGACUUCCCUCAAAAGUGCAUUAGAGAUGCUAGGAUACUUCAAUGUUUAUCAUGGAGAGGACGCAUUCUUCCUCAACCCGCGGGACUGUGAUAUGUGGAUGGAGGCUUUACAUGCCAAGUACGAUGGGAGAGGCACGAACUUCACGAGAAAAGAAUUCGAUCAACUUUUGGGACACUGUCAGGUAGUCUCAGAUAUGCCGGCGAUCUGCUUUGGGCCCGAGCUGGUGGAGGCCUACCCGGAAGCAAAGAUCAUCUUACCCGUUAGGGACUUUGCUGGAUGGGAGAAAUCUGCAAGGCGCUUCAAUGAUUAUUUCUCAUCCACAUCUCCGAUCUUUUUCGAAGUUCUAAACAAGGCCCUGUUCAUGGAAGACCGCCUUUCCUUGCCAACUUUUAGAAAGGCAUGGCAGGUUCUAUUCAAGGGCGACUUUUCUCAUAACAGUCGUCAGUGCUAUGAGGAGCAUUAUAGUGCCAUCUCCAGCUCUACUCCAAAGGACAGGCUUAUGUACUGGAAUGUCAAGGACGGCUGGGGUCCUCUUUGCGAAUUCCUCGACCAGCCUAUUCCUGAUACUCCGUUCCCACAUCUUAAUGACGCUCGUGCACUGGAAGAGAGCAUGCAUCCUUCUCAUCUUCUUAUGGUGAUGCGGUAUGCCUUCAGGGUGACUCACAUUGCAGCCUAUGCAUGUUUGAUCUGGGCCUCGUGGAGACUUCUCUUUCGAUAG
Messenger RNA from Penicillium samsonianum, 840 nucleotides. Its product is annotated as sulfotransferase family protein. NCBI's taxonomy places the organism in Eukaryota, Fungi, Ascomycota, Eurotiomycetes, Eurotiales, Aspergillaceae. The record is from RefSeq and is a predicted model, not a curated record. The coding region runs from base 1 to 840 and encodes 279 amino acids. The transcript is spliced from 4 exons.